UAUUCAAACGUUUAAUGAUAUGGGCUGUGAGGACAAACCUAGUGAAAUGUGCUGCACUCUUCUGGAAGAAAGGAACCCACCUGCUAACAUCGUCCCUACUGGCUGCAUCAGUCCUCAGCUCACGGAUGGAAGAUGAAGAAAACAUUGGCCGUAAAAAAACACUGGAAUCACAGGCAAUAUUGUUUCAGAACAGAGCUAUCGGCCUCAUAAACACAUGUUAUGACGAGGAAAAAGAAACGACUAUAGAUCUGAUACAGUCCCAGCUAGCAGGCAACAUAUGGGAGGAAGAUCUGCUAAGAUGCUGUUUGGCUGAAGACAACCGGAGAAUAUUCGCCGAAGAAGCUUACAGGGAGUACACUGAACGUGUGUGGUUGGGGAAAGUUAACCCACCCAUGCAGGAUACUUACAAAACACCUACAAAGCUGAAUAUCAAAGAGGGUGAAGCUGUCUCUGCUCCCUUAAGACGACUUGCGAUAGCUCCAGUAACAACAUACAGUUUGAACUUGGUACGAAUGAUUAUAAGUGAAUGAAUGUGUGAACCCGGACGUUUACCCGGAGGCAACACGUAAACCACUGGGCUACCCUAAAAAAGUCUUA
Messenger RNA from Haliotis rubra (blacklip abalone), 597 nucleotides. Its product is annotated as transient receptor potential cation channel subfamily M member 4-like. The record is from RefSeq and is a predicted model, not a curated record. The transcript has 5 exons. Lineage: Eukaryota; Metazoa; Mollusca; Gastropoda; Lepetellida; Haliotidae. Bases 15 to 530 code for a protein of 171 amino acids.